Molecule: messenger RNA, 1263 nt
Organism: Arachis stenosperma
Lineage: Eukaryota; Viridiplantae; Streptophyta; Magnoliopsida; Fabales; Fabaceae
Product: probable N-acetyltransferase HLS1
Exons: 3
Coding region: 1-1263 (420 amino acids)
Molecular function (GO): acyltransferase activity, transferring groups other than amino-acyl groups
Source: RefSeq, a predicted model, not a curated record
AUGGUUAACAGCACUACCGAGUGCAAGGUUGUUAUUAUUAGGGAAUUUGAUAAAAAAAGGGAUGUCAAGGUGGUGGAGAAGCUUGAAAGGAACUGUGAGAUAGGGACCAAAAAAGGGGUCUCCAUUUUCACUAACAUGAUGGGUGACCCUUUGUCUAGGAUUAGGUUCUACCCCAUCCAUGUUAUAUUGGUAGCUGAACUUCUUGAAAGCAAGGAGAUUGUAGGGGUAGUUAGAGGAUGCAUUAAGAAUGUUGGGACUACUACUCGUCCUGGUUCACUCUUGAAGAUGGGUUGCAUCAUAGGCCUUAGAGUCUCUCCUACUUACAGGAGAAAAGGGGUUGCAUUAAAACUUGUUACCUCACUUGAAGAAUGGAUGGUGAGAAAUGGAGCGGAGUAUUCAUACCUAGCAACAGAGAAGAACAAUGAAGCAUCCAAAGCCCUAUUUGCUCUUAAGUGCAACUAUGUGAGUCUUAGCUCACUUGUCAUUUUUGUUCAUCCAACUAGCACUAGCACAAGCCUACCAACAAAGCAUAUUUCUGAAAGGGAUAUUAAAAUAGAGAAGGUGAACAUAGAUCAAGCAAUUUCCUUGUACAAAAGAAUCUUGAAAACCAAAGAAUUGUAUCCAUUGGACAUAGACACUAUCCUCAAGGAGAAACUUAGUCUUGGAACAUGGGUAUGUUAUUACAAAGAUGAGGGUUGCAUCAAAUUGCAAAACAUGGUAGAUAAUAAUGAAGAUUUUAUUCCUACCAAUAAUAAUCAAACCCUAAUUGGAUCAACAUCAUCAUCAUGGGUAAUUUUUAGCAUAUGGAAUACUUGUGAAUCUUAUAAGCUUCAAAUCAAGAAGUCUUCUCAUCAUCAUCCACUAAGGUUUCUUCACACAACACUGAAACAUGCAAGAGAGAAGAUUAUUUUCCCAUGUCUUAGAAUUCUAGUGAGUGAAUCACUGAGUAGACCCUUUGGAUUUCUCUUCCUAUAUGGGCUCCAUGGAGAAGGAAAUAACCUUGGAAAUCUCAUGGAAUUCAUAUGGAGGUUCACAUCAAGGUUGGGAGAAAGCAUGAAAGAUUGUAGAGUGGUUAUCACUGAGUUAGGGCUUGGUGAUCCACUUGCAAAUUAUGUUCCUCAGACAAAUUCUAUGUCUUGCAUUGAUGAUCUUUGGUACACAAAAAGACUCUCAUCAAUUGGACAUAACAAUGGAAAGGAUGAAGAAAUGGCUAUGAAGAGAUAUGUAGGGAAUAAUGUUUUUGUUGAUCCUAGAGAAUUUUAG